GAUUAACAAAGCCCGCCGCUAUAACCUUGCUAAUCGUUAUUUCUUUCGAUUGGCUCUUUUUCUGUUUUGUUUCGUUUUUCGCAUUUUUUAUUUACAAGUUUUCUCAAAUUGACAGCCAUUCAAAUUAUUGUUUUUUUUUUUAAAAAAAUGAGUACAGUUGCCGUGCUCAAGCUCAGCAAGCGGCUCCUAAGCCAGCGCAUAACCACCGCCCACCGCUCGAUCCCAUCUGCACCACACAUCCUCCAACACCGGCGCCCCUACACCACCGCCAAGAACGCUAAACCGAUCUCCAGUGGCCGCAUAGCGCAAGUGGCCAGCACCACCGGUAACCUUCUCCUAGUAGGCAGCGUAAUGACCCUCUUCGGCUACCUAAUGUACACGCUCUACGACAACCUUCUUUCAGAAAGCGGCACCACACACAUCUACAAUAACAGCCUGGAUCUGAUCCGAGCCCACCCGGAAAUAAAGAAACUCUUCGGCCACUCUGUUGCUGGAUUCGGCGAACCCACCCACGGUCAGAGACAAAGACAACGGGCUAUAGCCCACAACAUAUUCGAGGAUUCCCAGGGCAGGCAGAGACUGACUAUGCAGUAUUAUAUUAAAAACAGAUCGGACAAGAAUGCUGCUGGGUUGAUUGGCGUGGUGAAGGUGGAUUUGGCUCAGUCGAGGUUUACAAAAGCCUGGGAUUAUAAUUAUAUUGUUGUGGAUUUGGUUGAUAAGGCUGAUGGGGGUGUCCGGGGGAGGGUGGAGGUUUUGGUCACGGAUGAGUUUAAGAGAGAGGUUGAGGUUAGCGAGAGUGAGAGGAAGAAGAGGAGGUUUUCGUCCGAAAACAAGGGAUCGUCGGAUGGUUCGUGGUUUAGCGCUUUGAAUCCUGCACAUUGGCGCAAAUAACUUUAGGUUUCACAUUAACAUUUUCAAUGUGUGUAUAAAAAAAUUGUUUGUGACUUCUCCACAACAAAAAAAUAUGACGCCUUCCUUUAUUAUUAGGUUAACCUCAAAGCCACGCGUAUCUGACAUUGGUACAUUUGUAAAAAUAAAACCAAGCUAUUUAUUUUGUGGAGUGAUUCUUUUUCUUCAUUGCAGGAUCAAAAAAAUAUUUAAAAUAAGGGAAUGAUGUAUUGAAUUAUCAAUAAUAUAAAAAUGUUUUAAAGGCAUAUGAACU
Molecule: messenger RNA, 1162 nt
Organism: Kickxella alabastrina
Lineage: Eukaryota; Fungi; Kickxellomycota; Kickxellomycetes; Kickxellales; Kickxellaceae
Product: TIM21-domain-containing protein
Exons: 1
Coding region: 148-891 (247 amino acids)
Biological process (GO): protein import into mitochondrial matrix
Cellular component (GO): TIM23 mitochondrial import inner membrane translocase complex
Source: RefSeq, a predicted model, not a curated record